This is a messenger RNA of Ictalurus furcatus (blue catfish), 3248 nucleotides long. Its product is annotated as protein kinase C-binding protein NELL1-like. Gene Ontology annotation, molecular function: calcium ion binding; protein binding. The coding region runs from base 107 to 2554 and encodes 815 amino acids. Lineage: Eukaryota; Metazoa; Chordata; Actinopteri; Siluriformes; Ictaluridae. The record is from RefSeq and is a predicted model, not a curated record. The transcript is spliced from 19 exons.
CAGCUGCUCGCGCUUCAGAGUCUCACGGCUGCGGCUCGGAGCGGCAUCAAGUCCGCAUCAAGUGCGCUUCUGGAUCUCUUACGUUACUGCACGAGGAUAAAAUCGCAUGAAAAUGGCUCUUAUGGCAGUUCUUUUACCGGUUUUGAUCGCGAUUGCAGCAGAUGCUGAUUUUCAGUUUGAUCUGAUCAGAGAGUUGGAUUUGGCCAAUGCUACACAUGGAAUAAGUCAAACUGCAGGUCUUCACAACAGCAGCAAAGCCUUUCUCUUUCGAGAUGCACAGAGAACGGUUCAGGUUCCCUCCCAAAUCGCAGAAAAUUUACUGGAGUUGCUCAGGAAUAAAAAUGAGUUCACAUUCAUAGCUUCCAUCCAGCAGAAAGCAUCCACAUCUGGAGUUCUCUUCUCCAUCCACGAGUCUGAGUACAGCUACUUCGAACUGGAGAGCAGUGGACUUAGGGAGGAAAUCCGCUACAAAUAUCGCCACAAAGGAAAACAGCGAUCUGAGACCUUCCCAUAUAGACUAGCUGAUGGUCAAUGGCAUAAAAUCGCUUUGUCCAUUAGCGCCAGUCACUUACUGCUUCACGUGGACUGUAACAGGAUAUAUGAGAGAGUGAUAGAACCUUCUGAGAUGGAUUUGACUGCAGGAAGUGGGAUUUGGCUCGGACAACGCAGCCACAGACAGGGACUCUUCAAGGGCUCUAUGCAAGAUGUCCAGUUUGUUUUUGCUUCAAAUGGCUACAUUAUGCAGUGUCCCAGCCUUAAUCGCACAUGUCCAACAUGCAGUGAUUUUCUCAGCCUCGUGCAAGGAAUAAUGGAUCUGCAGGAGCUUUUGGCUAAAAUGACAUUGAAGUUAAACUACGCUGAAUCCAGGCUGGGUCAGUUGGAAAAUUGUCACUGUGAAAGGACAUGCAGUGUGAAUGAUGUGGUAUAUCGGGAUAAAGACCUCUGGACUGAACCAGAAAACUGCAGAACCUGCGCUUGCAUGAAUGGUGCCGUUGAGUGUCGGAGAAUAUUUUGCCCCCCUGUGAACUGUUCAGAGGAUUCACUACCGGUUCACGUGGAUGGAACGUGCUGUAAGAAAUGCAGAUCUAAAUGUACCUACCUGGGCCAAACUCUUUCAGAGGGUCAGCGCUUUUUCCUACAGAGCUGCAAAGAGUGCAAGAACGGUGUGAUGGAGUCAGUGAACGAAAGCUGCCCGAGUCUCAAUUGCACAAUAAACGACCAGAUUUUGCCAGAGAACAGAUGUUGCAACGUCUGCAGAGGUCAUGAUUUCUGUGCAGAAGGAGUUCUCUGUGGAGAAAACUCUGUUUGCAAAAACCGGAAUAACAAGGCGGAGUGCGAAUGCAAAAGCGGUUACGCAUCUAUACACGGAGAUUCAACCUACUGUGAAGAUAUAGAUGAAUGUUCCACACAAAUGCAUUACUGUCAGGCCAACACAGUGUGUGUUAAUUUACCUGGAGGACAUCGAUGUGACUGCCUUCCAGGAUUCUCCAGAGUGGACGAUUUCUCCUGCACAGAGCGGGACGAGUGUGUUAGCAGUCAGAGCUCAUGUGAUGAGAACGCCAUCUGCACAAACACCAUCCACGGCCACCUGUGCACCUGUAAGCCGGGAUUCAUGGGUAAUGGCACCAUCUGCACAGCAUUUUGUAAGGAUGCCUGUCUCAACGGAGGAACGUGUACCUCUCCAAAUACAUGUGUGUGUCCUUCAGGCUUCACUGGACACCUCUGUGAGACAGAUAUUGACGAGUGUGUGGAAGGUCUCGCUCAGUGCCACACACACUCUCUGUGUGCCAAUCUGCCCGGAUGGUACCACUGUCAGUGUCGGAGCGGUUUCCAUGACGACGGCUCUCACCUGCCUGACGGUAGCUCCUGCAUGGAUAUUGACGAGUGUACCAUGCACACACACACGUGCUGGAACGACUCGGUGUGUGUGAACCUGCCAGGAACCUUCGACUGUGUGUGCAUGAACGGCCCAGAAUGCACUGGGGACUGCAUACAAGGUGAAGAGCUAAAACACAAUGGACAAGAGUGGAGCCUCAACCAUGAUCACUGCACUGUGUGCACCUGUAAGGACGGGAAAGUGUUCUGCAGGCGGAGAGCGUGUGACUGCACCACUUCUGACAUGGAUGUGUCCUGCUGUCCGGAGUGUGACACGCGCCGGAGCAGUCAGUGUGUUCAUCAGAACGGACACACACUUUACCACAGUGGAGAAUCCUGGAUCUAUAAUUGCCAGCAAUGUCAAUGCCUGGAGGGAGAGGUGGGAUGUGUAUCUCUCUCAUGUCCUGUCCUGCUGUGUAAUCGCUCGACCGUGUUGGAGGGGGAGUGUUGUCCUCGUUGCAUUUCUGACCCCUGCGCCAACAACGAUGAGACCUCUGACCCCAGGCAGACGUGUCACGACCCCGACGGCAUCACGCACCUCAGCGGCGCCACGUGGAGCGACCCCAAUGCACCAUGCACCACCUGCACAUGCAAGGUACACACACACUUUACCACUGCUUUGCCACACCACACUGUUUAUCACUCUCAUCAAUCACUAGUGGAGCGAUUAGCACCGUAACACGUAAAAUGCUGUAAUGUUAUGUGAUUUCUCACGUAGCCUUUGAUGUAACAGAUGAUAUUGAGUACAGCAACAAUAAUGAGCUGGUAAAUAAACCUGAUUAAUGUUGUGUGAGCGCACUUGCAGGCCAGCCAUUAUAAACCGUCAAUACAACAAGAUUGAAUGCAUGUUUUACAGCAAGCUGAUGAAUGAUUAGCAUUUUUAAUUUGUGGUGUGUUCUGAGUAAUAAAGAACGUCGCACUCUGGUCUCUUACAGAACGGGAAAAUCUGCUGCUUUGUCGAUUUGGACUGUAUCCAGAACGAAUAAAUGUGUCACCUUUUCAUCGCCAAGCUUUUUUUGUUUUGUUUUGUUCUCCCUCCUUGUGGACCAUACAGAUUUUCAGAAGUAAUAUAUAAUGCUGUUUUCUCCUUCUGGACCCCACCUGUGGCACUGACAUUCACAUUCAACAUUCUGGGUUUAUGGCUUCUUCGCAGCAGCCUUUCCAAAAAGACGAACGCAACAUGCAAUACUGUACACAUUACUGUAUUUCCCCGGACAUUACGUUGCUCCUGAGAGUAAGCCACAACACGUCUACCUUUGUCUGCUUAAAAUCGACUCUAAACAGUGUAAAAUAGUUUUCAUUUCCUUUAGUGUGCCUGUGUGUGUGUGGUUCACAAAGAUCUUACGUGCAUUUGAUUAAACGCAACUGAGGAG